Copidosoma floridanum is the source of this 1211-nucleotide messenger RNA. Its product is annotated as venom carboxylesterase-6-like. Lineage: Eukaryota; Metazoa; Arthropoda; Insecta; Hymenoptera; Encyrtidae. The record is from RefSeq and is a predicted model, not a curated record.
UUUAUUUUUAUUAUUAGAAUUUGCCACCAAUGACCGACUUCUGAAGGAGUUGGAUGCCAAUUGGACGUCCAUAGCACCUCACUUAUUGGAUUUCAAUUAUACGGUACCACUGAGGUUGCAUGAGGAGGUGGCUAUGAAAAUUCGGGGACAUUAUUUGGGCAGCAAGCCCAUCAACCGCGAGAACGCGAGAUCAGUGACGAAGAUGGUUGGCGACAGGCUGUUUGUCGUUGACGCGGAAAAAGCCGCCAGGAUGCAAGCCAAGGCCAACAAAAGUCCCGUGUGGUUCUACUACUACAGUUACAGAGCAGCCCAAAGUUUGAGCAAUGCCCUCAGUGGAACUGAACAAGACUUGGGUGUAUGUCACGCUGAUGAUGCAUACCUGGUGAUUGAAAACCACCGCGUAGUGCCGACGACGACGGAAAGUGAUCGCGCAAUGCAGGCAGACUUGACCCGAUUGUGGGUCUCAUUUGCUGAAAAUGGCACACAAGCCUUUUCUCCAUCGUGGAGCAAAGUUGGCCCACUUGACAAAAAGUUUAAAUACUUGCACAUCUCUGAACCAAGUGAAUUCAACAUGGAUGGUGAUAAAAAUUUUGGAGACAAAUACUUUUGGAAUUCGAUAAACUUCGAUGAAAACGUGUUAAAAACGUCAAGUUCAAAAAAUGAACUGUAAAUAUUUAUGAAAAUGUUUAUUUUUUCAUGAUAUAUUUGUAAUAAUUUUUUUAUUUUCUUAAGAAAUGAUGCAUGUAUACACUAAUAUUAUUUUAAAACAAUUGCGUAUUCCUUUUUUGUAAUGUGCUACGCUAUUUUGCGGUAAUUCAUAUUCGAAUUUUAAGACAGCUUGAGAAUGGUUUAAGUCUAUGUUUAAAUUAAAAAAAAAAAAAAAAAAGUAGUGUUACGUAAGCAAAAGAGUAAAAAUAAGGUCUUACAGCUAGCAAAAACUGCCAUAGAAAAUUAGAUAAAUAGGUUAUUUCUAAAAUAAAUUAUGACUCAGUACUUAGUGUGUUAAUCACUGCAAUUGUUUAAAAUAUCAAUAAAAUUAAUAAACUCAGCUAUGCGAUUAUUAAAUCUGUUAGAUGAUGUUUAGAUAUUUCUUAUGUUUUGUAGUAACGUUAGUACUAUAUUAUGCAUGAAUAAAACAUUACACAUAAACAAGUGAACCAAUGUGGAAAACUUGUUUAGCAAUACUAAAAAUAAUUUAAAAAAAUGUAAUU